Messenger RNA from Talaromyces proteolyticus, 1117 nucleotides. Its product is annotated as alpha/beta hydrolase. The transcript has a single exon. The record is from RefSeq and is a predicted model, not a curated record. Bases 49 to 1059 code for a protein of 336 amino acids. Gene Ontology annotation, molecular function: hydrolase activity. Lineage: Eukaryota; Fungi; Ascomycota; Eurotiomycetes; Eurotiales; Trichocomaceae.
CUAAAAGUGAAUCUUGAAGUGAAUACCUCGCAAAGACGACAAACAAUAAUGUCGGCUGCUCCUCCCUAUUCGGAAGUUCCUGAACGGGUCAGGUCUAUCCUGGAAAACUACUCGCAGCCACAAGAGUUGAAGGCAGAACGUCUUUUGCAAUUCGCUUCCGUGCAACCUCGCAAUGAGGACAAGGAAGGAGACACGGAGACCAUCAAUAGGGUCACUAUUACACAUCACUUCGUAGAAGUUCCCGGGGAUCAUGAAACAGUUCGAUUUCAUUAUGUCGAAGCCGGCAGCGGGGAGGUGGUGGUGUUUUUGCAUGGAAUCCCCGACAGCUGGUAUUUAUGGCAUCAUUCUGUGGCAGCUCUGUCCAGCAAUUAUCGAUGUAUAGCCUUUGACCUCAAAGGCUAUGGUCAAUCGGAGAAGAAACCAGGUGAUUACCGCCACGAGGGUGUUGCGGACCAAAUGUAUGCUGCAUUCGACAAGAUUGGGAUUACGGCAUCUCGGUUCAACAUCGUUGCCCAUGACAGAGGAACCGUUCAGGCAGACUAUAUCGCGGCGAAGCAUCCAGAGGCCGUGCUCCGGUAUGGCCGAGGGGAACAGCAUUUGUAUCACUUCAAUCCUCUCCUGGCUCCUCAGGAAAAGAUUUUCCGAGACGCACCGUGGACUGGAGUAAUGGAAGACCCCAAGCGAUUUGUCGUCUGGCUCUAUACUAACGCGGCAAAACGGCCGGUUUCCCACGAGGAUCUGGUCCGGGCCAUUCAGGAAUACUCCUAUCCAGGGGUGACGCGCGCAGUGCCGCGUUAUUUUAACUCGUCCUCAUUCCGUGCGGAGUGGCUGGAUCGACGGAAUCGGUUACUUACGGCUAUUAAAUGCCCUGUAUUGAUCAUGCAGGGGUAUGACAGCCGCACCACGCCGCGAGAACUAUACGAAAAUUCUCGGGACUACCUUCCAAAUUCUCAACAUGUCGAGGUCGCUUUCCUUCCAGGGGGACAUUUCUGGCCUGCGGAGUCCCCUGCGGAAACCGUGGAUGCACUACAUUCAUUGCUAGCCUUGCCCAUCUCUUGAUUAAAUCCAUGUACUGUCGUGAUAGAUUCAACAUUCCCAUUUGAUAAUACGAUUAGGC